AUGGACGCCGAUCAACCAGAUAUCGGCAUUCCACCUGAGCAUGAGGCUUCGUUCAAAGCAUUCAAGCAAUCAACCCAAGAAAAAGGGCUUUUGACUGGGCACAAUACCCUAGAAAGUCGGGACCUGUGCGACGGGCUAUCGGAUCCGACCACCCUUCUACGAUUUCUAGCCGCCCGUCAAUUCGACCCAGAUGGUGCUCUCAAGCAAUUUCAGGAGGCAUGUGAAUUCCGCGAAGAGAAACAUAUCCUUAGGUUGUACGAUUUAGUCGACAUUGACGAUUUCGAGCAAGCUCGUCAAAUUUACCCCCACUGGACUGGUCGUAGAGACAAAAAAGGAUUACCCAUUUGCAUGCUCGACGUGGGGCACCUUGACAAAGAUGCCCUUGCACGCUGGGAAACGACACGCAAAAGGAGUCGCUGGAUAUAUUCCCAAUUAGCAACGGUCGAACCGCCAAGUCCGGACAUGUUGCAAUUGGCCUCUGUGUACUAUGAUAGUCUCGCUCGAUUCAUCCUUCCGCUCUGCUCGAUGAUGACGGACAGGCCGAACCCUUCGGUCCCAGUCACCAAUGCGAUCUUUGUUGUGGAUGCAUCGAACUUGGGCUUGAAGCAGGCAUGGGGCUUGCGGUUCUUUGCUCAAGAGAUCAGUUGGUUGUUAUCAACAUGUUACCCAGAGACUAUUCAACGUGUCCUUGUAUGCAAUGCACCCUCGUAUUACAGAACGGUCUGGAAGUACCUCAAGGGUUGGGUCGACCCUUAUACUGCAGAAAAGAUCGUUGUGCUCUUGGAAGCGGAAGUCCUUCCUACACUCAGGGAGUACAUUGACGAUGCCAACAUCCCAACCAAGUUUGGCGGUAAAUUUCAAUAUACCCAUGGAAUGCUGCCAGAUCUCGACGAUAAUAUCCAGCAGUUUUUGAACUCCGAUUCCUCGACAUCUCUGCCUCCUGGUCCCUUGAAAUGGAUCCGAGACUCAGAUGGUAGACGAACUGCGUUGGCUGUUGGCAGCAAGGCCGGCUCUGAGAGAAGUGAUAAGAUUGCAACGGUUGACCGAAUUGGACAGUAA
Penicillium robsamsonii is the source of this 1059-nucleotide messenger RNA. RefSeq names its product SEC14 family lipid-binding protein. The transcript is spliced from 4 exons. NCBI's taxonomy places the organism in Eukaryota, Fungi, Ascomycota, Eurotiomycetes, Eurotiales, Aspergillaceae. The record is from RefSeq and is a predicted model, not a curated record. The coding region runs from base 1 to 1059 and encodes 352 amino acids.